UACCCAAGAUCGUUUAUGGAUAGCGAUGGUGAUGGCAUUGGGGAUCUAAAAGGAAUAACUUCGAAGUUGGAAUAUUUGAAGGAAUUAGGUGUGGGAGCAACAUGGCUGUCUCCAAUGUUUCAGUCACCUAUGUACGAUUUUGGAUAUGAUAUUGCCGACUUUUACGAUGUUCACGAUGAAUACGGUACAAUGGAAGACUUCGAUAACUUGAUGGCAAAGGCCAAGGAACUAGACAUAAAGAUUGUUCUCGAUUUCGUACCGAAUCAUGGUAGCAAUGAGAGUGUUUGGUUUGAGGAGGCAUUAAAAGGUCAUGAAAAGUACUAUGAUUACUUUAUGUGGGAGGAUGGUGUUUUAGAUGAAAAUGGAACUUUACGCCCACCAAAUAAUUGGAAUAGUGUUUUCCGUAAAAGCGCUUGGGAAUACAGAGAGGAAGUUGGUAAAUAUUAUUUACAUCAAUUUGUCAUUGGUCAACCCGACUUUAAUUAUCGUAACCCUGAAGUUGUUGAGGAGAUGAAGAAUGUUUUGAGAUUUUGGUUUGAGAAAGGCGUCGCUGGUUUUCGAGUGGAUGCUAUAUCACAUUUGUUUGAAGUGAAUAAAGAGAAGUUUGGUGGGAAAUAUCCCGAUGAGCCUUUAAGUGGUGGAAGUACUGAUGACCCAGAAAGUUAUAACUACUUGGAUCACAUUUACACUAAAGAUCUGGAUGAGACUUACGAUAUGGUAUAUCAAUGGCGAGAAGUCUUCGAAGAGUAUAGUGAAAAAGAUGGUUUAUCAAGAGUCAUGAUGACAGAAGCUUACGGCAGCCCACAGGUUACCUUGAGAUAUUUUGGUGAUGGAGAGCGUGAUGGUUCGCAUAUGCCUUUCAAUUUUGUACUUAUAUCUGAUGUUAAUGGCGAUUCGAGUGCAGCUGAAAUAAAAUACGCUCUUGAUAAGUUUUUGACGUUCAAACCUAUCGAUAAACUUGCUAAUUGGGUGGCUGGAAAUCAUGACAACAACAGAGUAGCUUCCAGAUUCAGUCCUAAGUUAGUUGAUGGAAUAAACAUGAUUGUUUUACUGCUUCCCGGAAUCGCGGUUACUUAUAUGGGUGAAGAAAUUGGAAUGGUAGAUGGUUUUGUAAGCUGGGAAGAUACGGUUGAUCCAAGCGGCUGCAAUACAGAUGAUCCUAUCAAUUAUGUAUCAGCCUCACGCGAUCCAGAGAGAACUCCAUUCCAGUGGAGUUCGGAGAAAAACGCCGGUUUCUCGACUGGUGACAAAACUUGGCUACCAGUUGCUGAAGGUUAUGAAACUCUAAAUGUAGAAGUACAGCGUAAUGUUGAACGAUCUCAUCUAAACAUUUAUAAGACUUUGGCAAAAUUACGAGCGGAGCCAGCAUUCAGGCAUGGCAGAUAUGAAUCAGUUGCUUUUAAUUCGGACAUAUUGGCUUUCAGAAGGUGGCACGAGGGUGAAACUUACAUAGUUAUUAUAAAUUUUAGAGACGAAAGUUAUACUAUUGAUUUGACUUAUUUUGAGAAUGUAAUAGGAAACCUCGAAGUCGUUGUAAAUAGUCUUGACUCACCAAAGACAACAGGAGACUUACUAGAUGCGCAGAAUGUUGAUAUAGCCGGAAGUGAAGCUUUGGUUCUAAAAGUAAUUCAAUAA
Nymphalis io (European peacock) is the source of this 1635-nucleotide messenger RNA. Its product is annotated as maltase A1-like. The transcript has 9 exons. Lineage: Eukaryota; Metazoa; Arthropoda; Insecta; Lepidoptera; Nymphalidae. Gene Ontology annotation, biological process: carbohydrate metabolic process. The coding region runs from base 16 to 1635 and encodes 539 amino acids. The record is from RefSeq and is a predicted model, not a curated record.